Messenger RNA from Punica granatum (pomegranate), 2033 nucleotides. The record is from RefSeq and is a predicted model, not a curated record. Lineage: Eukaryota; Viridiplantae; Streptophyta; Magnoliopsida; Myrtales; Lythraceae.
ACACGAAUGAGGGCACGACAGGGCCUGUCGGAAGGUUAUUUAUAUAUAUACACGAUAGGAUUCAUGCCCACUCACGAAUUUCUUAAACUUCAUGUCUAACACCGCAUGUUUCUUCGUUUAUUUUAUACUAGAAAUCGAGAAAUUAAUCGCGUUUGCAUGAAUUUUUUUUUUGCACGAAUAUUUUAGAUUGAGAUUAUAUUUUUUUUUUCGGAGAUUAGAUUGAGAUUAUAUAUCUCGCAUUCUCACUCAAAAAAAAAAACUCUAGUAUAAAUGGAUGGGAUCAGUCAUUCCAUAACGAAGAGAAGGCAAAGAUUAGGGGCAGAAAGAAAACAUGGGCUCUGUGUCAGGUAACGACUCGCAUGGCAACCACAUAGUACUCUUCCCGUUCAUGUCCAAGGGCCACACCAUCCCCCUCCUCCACCUCGCUCGCCUCCUCCUCCGCCGCCCUGCGGUUGAUGCUGUCACUGUCUUCACAACCCCCGCCAACCGGCCCUUCAUCACCAGCUCCCUCUCAGGGACUGCCACAUCGGUCAUCUCCAUCCCCUUCCCCCAUGGGAUCCCCGAGAUAGACCCAUCGGUCGAGAGCACCGACCAGCUGUCCUCCAUGUCCCUCUUCCAUGCCUUUGCGUCUGCCACCACAGUCAUGCAGUCCCGGUUCGAAGCUGAGCUGGAAAAGCUCCUUCCCAUACGGCUUCUCGUGUCGGACGGGUUCCUGUGGUGGACGCUUGAGUCGGCCAAUAAGCUCGGGAUCCUGAGGAUGGUGUUCUUCGGGAUGAGCAAUUAUGCAUUGGCCAUGUGCAAGGCAGUGGCGGAGGUGAGAUCAGCCGAUAAGGCCGACGACGAGCCUGUCACUGUGCCAGCGUUUCCAUGGAUUAAGGUCAAGAGCAACGACAUCCCCCAGUUCCCCGACCCACAGUCCAACCCCGUUGCUUUCAACUUCAAUAUGAAUACACUACAAGCAACGAUCAACAGCUAUGGCCUUCUUGUGAACAGCUUCGAGGAGCUUGAGCCGGCAUUCCUCGAGUACUGGAACAGUAAGUCCAUGCCCAGGGCCUGGUGUGUCGGACCCCUGUGCAUGAUCGACCCACCGGAGCCCAUGACCAACCCCAAGAAGCCGACUUGGGCACAUUGGCUGGACCAGAAGCUAGACAAAGGGGCCUUGGUCUUGUACGUGGCAUUCGGGUCUCAGGCGGAUAUCUCGACCCGACAGCUCAAGCAGAUCGCCAUUGGACUUGAAAAAUCUGAGGCCUACUUCCUUUGGGUCAUCAAGAAGAAGGACUCGGAGCUUGGAGAUGGGUUCAAGGAGAGAGUCAAGGAUCGGGGCUUGGUGGUUCGAGACUGGGUGGACCAGAGAAGCAUACUGAUGCACCCGAGCGUGCAGGGUUUUCUAAGCCACUGCGGAUGGAACUCGGUGCUCGAGAGCAUAUGUGCAGGGGUGCCGAUACUAGCAUGGCCGAUGAUGGCAGAGCAGCCGCUGAACGCGAAGAUGGUGGAGGAGGAGCUGAGGAUUGGGUUGAGGGUUGACGGACCUCCCUUCAAGGGCGAGGACGGCCUCGUGGAGUGGGAGGAAGUGGAGAGGAAGGUGCGAGAGCUCAUGGAAGGAGAAGCAGGAAAGAUAGCAAGGAGGAAGGUUAGGGAGGCCUCAGAUGCAGCGAGGCGAGCCAUGGAGGAGGGCGGCUCGUCAUGGCGCACCUUAAACUCUCUCAUUGACGAGACAUCGAAAUAGUUUUCAGCGAGACUACAUGGUGAUUUUCAACCCAUUGGUUACGACUAAUACUAUUCGAGAACGGACUCCGCUAUUUUUUUUCCUUUAGUUUUAUUAAAAAAAAAAAGAACAUCAAGCAUCAUUCCCUUGAAUUCCCCUCGGUAGGGGUCACCGAACAUUGUAGUGUACGACAUGAUGUAUUAGCGUUAGAUGUGAUUUCGCUCUCAGUGAUUCAUGGACGAUUCUCAAGUACUAAGCAGAACUCUGUAAAAAUGGUCCGCAGCAAAUGCAAUGACAGUUGUAACGUCCCGAAACUUUUCAUAUAAAA